Molecule: messenger RNA, 444 nt
Organism: Diversispora eburnea
Lineage: Eukaryota; Fungi; Glomeromycota; Glomeromycetes; Diversisporales; Diversisporaceae
Source: the annotation of a GenBank genome assembly
AUGUCUCAUGAAGUCAGAUUCCCAGAUGAAUUUUUAAUCUAUGUACCCGUUCCAAACCUUGAUGAAGCUCACUUAUUGAUUGAUAAAUAUCGUCCCACAACUCAAUCAUCUCGAUCAGACAUUUCCACACCUCAUGCGCGAUACAUAUUCAUUCUUCAAAUAAAAAAAUGUUUGAUUGAUUAUUUCCCUCCUUCUUUCUCUCGAGAUUGUAGAAAGUGUUUGAUUGAUUAUUUCUCUUCUUCUUCUCUCUCUCGAGAUGGUAAUGGUGAAAGAUCAGCAAAUUAUUAUUUAACAAAUUUAUCUUCUGUUGCCGAGAUUUCUUGGAGGAACGCGAGUAGUGAAUAUAGGGAAGAAUAUCAAAGAUUGUGUCGGAAUCCGAGUUUAAAAGCAAAGUUAGAAGAUGAAUUCAAAAAAGUUACACGAACCUUGAUUUUACUGAUCUAA